Messenger RNA from Octodon degus (degu), 2114 nucleotides. It is a transcript of the gene Kcna3, whose product is annotated as potassium voltage-gated channel subfamily A member 3. Gene Ontology annotation, molecular function: delayed rectifier potassium channel activity. The record is from RefSeq and is a predicted model, not a curated record. Gene Ontology annotation, cellular component: membrane; voltage-gated potassium channel complex; axon. NCBI's taxonomy places the organism in Eukaryota, Metazoa, Chordata, Mammalia, Rodentia, Octodontidae. Bases 165 to 1487 code for a protein of 440 amino acids. Gene Ontology annotation, biological process: potassium ion transmembrane transport; protein homooligomerization. The transcript has a single exon.
GCGGCGAGCGCUACGAGCCGCUGCAGCCCGCGCUGCCGGCGGCGGGCGAGCAGGACUGCUGCGGGGAGCGCGUGGUCAUCAACAUCUCCGGGCUGCGUUUCGAGACGCAGCUCAAGACCCUGUGCCAGUUCCCCGAGACGCUGCUGGGCGACCCCAAGCGGCGCAUGCGGUACUUCGACCCGCUCCGUAACGAGUACUUCUUCGACCGCAACCGGCCCAGCUUCGACGCCAUCCUCUACUACUACCAGUCCGGGGGCCGCAUCCGCCGGCCGGUCAACGUGCCCAUCGACAUCUUCUCGGAGGAGAUCCGCUUCUACCAGCUGGGCGAGGAGGCCAUGGAGAAGUUCCGCGAGGACGAGGGCUUCCUGCGCGAGGAGGAGCGGCCCCUGCCCCGCCGCGACUUCCAGCGCCAGGUGUGGCUGCUGUUUGAGUACCCCGAGAGCUCAGGGCCCGCGCGGGGCAUCGCCAUCGUGUCCGUGCUGGUCAUCCUCAUCUCCAUCGUCAUCUUCUGCCUGGAGACGCUGCCCGAGUUCCGCGACGAGAAGGACUACCCUGCCUCACCGUCGCAGGACGCCUUCGAGGUGGCCAGCAACAGCAGCACGUCGAGGCCCCCCAGCGCAGCCUCCAGCUUCUCCGACCCCUUCUUCGUGGUGGAGACCCUGUGCAUCAUAUGGUUCUCCUUCGAGCUGCUGGUGCGUUUCUUCGCUUGUCCCAGCAAAGCCACCUUCUCACGAAAUAUCAUGAACCUGAUAGACAUUGUGGCCAUUAUCCCUUACUUUAUCACUCUGGGCACCGAGCUGGCUGAGCGGCAGGGCAAUGGACAGCAGGCGAUGUCGCUGGCCAUCCUAAGGGUCAUCCGCCUGGUGAGGGUCUUCCGCAUCUUCAAGCUCUCCCGCCACUCCAAGGGGCUGCAGAUCCUGGGGCAGACGCUGAAGGCUUCCAUGCGGGAGCUGGGGCUGCUUAUCUUCUUCCUCUUCAUUGGAGUCAUCCUCUUUUCCAGCGCAGUCUACUUCGCCGAGGCAGACGACCCCACUUCGGGUUUUAGCAGCAUCCCGGAUGCCUUUUGGUGGGCAGUGGUAACCAUGACAACAGUUGGUUACGGUGAUAUGCACCCAGUGACCAUUGGGGGCAAGAUUGUGGGCUCUCUUUGUGCCAUCGCGGGUGUCUUGACCAUUGCGUUGCCAGUCCCUGUGAUUGUUUCCAACUUCAAUUACUUCUACCACCGGGAGACCGAAGGGGAAGAGCAAGCCCAGUACAUGCACGUGGGAAGCUGCCAGCACCUCUCCUCCUCAGCAGAGGAGCUCCGCAAAGCACGGAGUAACUCGACUCUGAGUAAGUCGGAGUAUAUGGUGAUCGAAGAGGGGGGCAUGAAUCACAGCGCUUUCCCCCAGACCCCUUUCAAAACGGGCAACUCCACUGCCACCUGCACCACGAACAAUAAUCCCAAUACCUGUGUCAACAUCAAAAAAAUAUUCACCGAUGUGUAAUAUGUAAUACAAGUGACAUCCCGUGCACAGUACUGUGUGAAAUGUGUCCCCUGGUCUGUGUGUGUCCUUAUUUUCUACAUCUCCAGACCACUCCUCGAGGACAGGAUGGGAAGAAGCGGGGAGCACACUUCAUUCCCCCUCUGCCUAGUGCUUCAUACUGAAACAGGUGCCUGCGUGGCAAAUGGGCUGCAUUCUCUCAGCUCUCCUUUGAUUUUUUUUUCCCCGUCUUAAUUUUGUGAACAAAAAAAACUUACAUUAAACUUGAUUUCUAGCACACGCCCUAUUUUUAAAAAAAAAAAAGUACAUCCUGGGAGGAAAUGAAACUAAAGAACAGUUAGACUUCAGAAUAACUGUUUAACCUCAAGAUUAAAAGGUUGUUGUUCUUUACUAAGUAAAGCGAGUGAAUACUUACAUGAUUCUUUAAUUUAGUGGACACUAACAUUAUUUUAUUGUGUUCAAUUGCUUAUUCUUGGUAUGUGGAUGAAAAGUCAACUAAAGCAAUGACAUAAACCCACCCUAGAUUUAUGUGCUUUUGACUGGAGUUUCUGUUUCAAUCCUCCCCUUCCUGAAUCUUAAGGGUCUCAGUAGCUUUGAACAAAGGGAAAUGCCCACAACAUCCUGAUCUGA